Daphnia pulex (common water flea) is the source of this 1278-nucleotide messenger RNA. RefSeq names its product protein Star-like. Bases 100 to 1116 code for a protein of 338 amino acids. The transcript is spliced from 4 exons. NCBI's taxonomy places the organism in Eukaryota, Metazoa, Arthropoda, Branchiopoda, Diplostraca, Daphniidae. The record is from RefSeq and is a predicted model, not a curated record.
CAAAGCCUCACUUUGGUCCGUACUGUACGAGCUGGAGGUUGAUCCGCUGCCGGACACGACGUGAAAAAGUUGCUGAACGAAACUCUAUAGUUGAAAAGAAUGAGAUUUCCAAUUGUUAGUCAGAUUUAUUAUCGCCAAGGCACGUUGAUUGUAAGCACCAUUGCUUUGGUGUUUGCCUUCAUCUUUGUCAUCCAGCACAUGACUUAUACGCAGACGUCGGGACCUUCAUCGGGAUCCAUUCGGGAUGCGGUUGAUCAAGCCCUCGAGUCCAUCAACAUUCGGCUCAGAGGAAGAGUUUCACCCAUUUCAUCCGAGUACAACUUGCUGGAUCUCGAGGAAACGGAUCCGAGGCUGGCGGAAUUGGCUGCGGAGAAAUGCACAAUAGAGUGGAUGAAUGCGGAUCGAUUGCAGCAGGAUCAUCCGUGUGUCAUUGAAACCAUCCGGCGACGUUAUUUGCAUCCACCGGCCGAUUUAGACGUCCCUUACAAUUUAGUCGCACCCAACAAAGCGGAUACAUCAGUCGGACAAGCGUCCAGCAUAUUGAAUUAUCUCGGCAAUCAAACGAAAGGAUUCUUUAUCGAAUGCGGAGCACUUGACGGUGAACAUUUAAGCAACACGCUCUACAUGGAGCGGACGAUGCAAUGGGGUGGAGUUCUGGUCGAGGCCGAUCAGACGUCGUUCGGCAAAUUGUUGUCCCGCAGACGCAAAUCCUACGCCUUGCCCGUCUGCCUCAGUCUCCAGCCUUACCCGACACAAGUGACUUUCAAAGUCACUUACGCCAUCGGCUCAGUUCAGGAAUCGUUGACUCCGGAGCAAUCCAAAGAGAGCAACAUGCUAACCCUCCAGUGUUUCCCCAUUUAUUCCAUUCUGUUGGCCAUUGGUCAGACUCGAGUUGAUUUCUUCAGUCUGGACGUCGAAGGACACGAAUUGAGGAUCCUAAAAACCAUUCCCUGGCACAAAGUGGAUAUCAAGACGCUGGCAGUGGAAUGGGACCACGUCGGAGAGAAACCGCUGAUCGACUAUAUGGGACCGAAAGGUUAUUACGUUUUUGGUCGGAAUACAGUCAAUGUCGGAAACGACCUUUUCUUCGCCAGAAAUGAUUCACGUCAUCGAUAAAACACAAAAUCAAAAACCCACCGAUUUCGUUUUUCUUAUUUAAAUCUACGGCUGUUGGUCGCAUUUACGGAACUAUUACAACGUGGUUAAACAUUCUUGUGGUGCUCUUGUUGACGGGAAAUAAAUUGUACAAUUAUUCACGCUGCUCGGUAAAACUUGGAA